UCCAGAAGUCACUUCCGGGGUCGAGGAGAGACCAAUGAGACAUCUGCAGCUGCUGGAGGGGUUAGGAGCGGGGCCGCGCCUGCCUGAAGGCCUAAGGCGGGGUUUGCGCAUGCUCGUAUCAAGCUCUCCUAACCCGCCUUCCGGUGAACAUGUCACGUGUCUUGGAGUCGGAGACUGAGUUUAGCGGUACUGAGGAGCUCUAACUUUAGUCGGUCUGUAAUAGGUAUGAGUGAUUUCAGUGAAGAAUUAAAAGGGCCUGUAACAGAUGAUGAACAAGUGGAAACAUCUGUGCUCUCUGGUGCAGGAAUGCAUUUUCCUUGGCUUCAAACCUACAUAGAAACUGUGGCCAUUGGAGGGAAAAGGAAGAAGGAUUUUGCUCAGACAGCAAGUGCUUGUUUGAGUUUUAUCCAAGAAGCUCUGCUGAAGCACCAGUGGCAGCAAGCUGCAGAAUACAUGCCCAGUUAUUUUCAGACCUUGGAAGAUUCAGAUAGCUACAAAAGCAAUGUGGAGACUUUCAAUACUUUUGCUGACCGGAUGAAAAAUAUUGGCAUCAUGAAUUAUUUAAAGAUCUCAUUACAACACGCAUUAUAUCUUCUGCAUCAUGGAAUGCUUGAAGAUACUAAAGAAAAUGUGAGAGUUAAGAAAAUGACUGAAAUUAUGAUCAUAAAUGUUUACUGCAUAACAUUGCUGGAAUUCUAUGGGGAUCGAGAUGGAGCCCAAGAGGUACUCACCAAUUAUGCAUAUGAUGAAAAGUUUCCAUCGAAUCCAAAUGCCCACAUCUACUUACACAACUUUCUAAAGAGACAGAAGGCACCAACAUCAAAAUUGAUAAGUGUGCUUAAGAUUUUGUAUCAGAUUGUGCCAUCUCAUAAAUCGAUGUUGGAAUUCCAUACAUUACUUAGAAAAUCAGAAAAGGAAGAACACCAUAAACUGGGGUUGGAGGUAUUACUUGGAGUCUUCGAUUUUGCCGGAUGCACUAAGAAUAUAACUGCUUGGAAAUACUUGGCAAAAUAUCUGAAGAAGACCUUAGUGGGAAACCACCUUGUGUGGGUUUGAGAAGAGUGGAACUCCAGGAAAAGCUGGUGGCCACGCUUUCAUUUCAGCUACUUUUGGGCAAAAAGUGAUUGGAAGGAAGACACGGCUUUGGCCUGUGAGAAAGCCUUUGUGGCUGGAUUGCUGUUAGGAAAAGGUUGUAGGUAUUUUCGGUAUAUUUUAAAGCAAGAUCACCAAAUCUUAGGGAAGAAAAUUAAGCGGAUGAAGAGACCUGUGAAGAAACAGUGUUGUAAAUCCAAGACUCUGAUGCUGGGUUUUAGUUAUUUCACAGUAGUGGCUACACAGUGAGCAGCUCAGAGUUACUGAAUGUAUUUAUGUAGUGUAUUAAGAAGCUUAUAUGAGUCUAAAAAACUUAUUUUUAUAUAUUUUAAUUUUAUUUAUAGCUAGAGAAACAAUAUUACUGCCUUUGCUCUUUGUAAAUAUGUCUGUUUUCUUUUUUGUAAUGUUCAAUGUUACAUUUGUUAAGGAAUAAUUCUUUAAAUGAAAAAAAUAUUUAGAGAAUAUAGCUCUACAGCAGUUAUUGUUUGCAAAGAAUCUUCCUCUGGCUACUGUGUAAUAAAAUACAACAUCUGGUACUGUGAAA
Callithrix jacchus (white-tufted-ear marmoset) is the source of this 1636-nucleotide messenger RNA. Lineage: Eukaryota; Metazoa; Chordata; Mammalia; Primates; Cebidae. The record is from RefSeq and is a predicted model, not a curated record.